Messenger RNA from Daldinia loculata, 1612 nucleotides. Its product is annotated as alpha-ketoacid dehydrogenase kinase. The transcript has 3 exons. Gene Ontology annotation, cellular component: mitochondrion. Gene Ontology annotation, biological process: regulation of glucose metabolic process; protein phosphorylation. Lineage: Eukaryota; Fungi; Ascomycota; Sordariomycetes; Xylariales; Hypoxylaceae. The record is from RefSeq and is a predicted model, not a curated record. The coding region runs from base 142 to 1542 and encodes 466 amino acids. Gene Ontology annotation, molecular function: pyruvate dehydrogenase (acetyl-transferring) kinase activity.
GUUUCCCAGCUCAACUCCAAACGCAAACUCUCCCUCCAAAAAAAGGCGAGAGCGCCGCAUUCUUUCUUUCUUCCUUUCCUGCUUCCUUUUGUGUAUCCUUCCCAAUUGCUGUAUCGUUCACUCUGGCAUGGAAUCAUCGGCAUGUUACCAUUCGCGGUGCAAGAUGCCACCAAAACCCUGCGGUUGACCUCCCGCCCGAGAGCUUCGAUUAUCCCGGCUCGGAUCCCUCUUUCGCCGUUACUCGCCUCGAGAUUGAUAAUAGACCGUAACAAUUCCAGUAUAACAAGCAAGCGGUGGUCGCACACGGCGAAAUGGAGGCCGGUGCAGGUCCUAGAUGAAUGGGUAGUAAAGGAAGCUCGUCCUAUUAGCUUGCGACAAUUGAUGGUAUUCGGCCGGUCACUGACCGAGGCACGACUGAUCAGCUCCGCGAACUAUGUUCGAACCGAACUCCCCACGAGAAUUGCCCACCGGAUCCGUGACAUGCAACGCCUGCCCUAUGUAGUUGUUACGAACCCGCACAUUAGCGACGUGUAUGAGCUUUACUAUACCGCAUUCGACACGUUCCGGCGCAUCAGAGAGGUCAAGACGCUCGAGGACAAUGAACACCUUUGUAAAGAGAUCGCCAAGAUGCUACGCGCCCACUUGACUGUGAUCCCGAAGUUGGCCAUGGGUAUACUUGAGUGUAGCGGGUUGAUGCCUGCAUCCGAGCUGGAUCACUUUAUGAACACCAUCUUACGAUCCAGAAUAUCCCGUAGAGUAAUCGCAGAGCAACACCUCGCCCUAACUGAAACCUUCAACUCGCACUGGUUCUCGCCCGGAGCCAAGCUCUCCGAGUCCGACUUCAUCGGCGAGGUAUUCAUCAAGUGCGUAGCCAAAGAUGUAAUCGAGGACUGCGCCAAAGCCGUCCAAGACCUUGCCCGAUCCGCCAACGGGCCCGACACCAAGAUCCCUGAGAUCAAGAUCAACGGGCACAUGGACUCCUCAUUCCCGUAUAUCCUAAGCCAUCUGGAGUAUAUCAUAGGCGAGCUCCUUCGGAACUCGGUCCAGGCCGUCAUUGAAAAGCACCAGCAGAGCAAAGACCCCACCUCAAACCCACCACCCAUUGAAGUGACCUUGUGCGAGGCGCAGCAGCACGUCAUCAUCCGCAUCUCGGACCAGGGCGGCGGCAUCCCGCGAGAUAUCCUCCCGUAUCUAUGGUCCUUCGGCAAAGGACCUCUAAAGAACCAGCGCCUCGAGAAUCUCGGACAGGUCCCGCUCAUGGCAGCCACGUUGCAGGAGCUUAAGGUCGACGACGGGAAGCUGCAUAGGCUGCAGAGCGAGCGGUCAGGUCACGAUAGCUCGCUCUCCUCACUGUCUACCCGCCCACCUAACCUCCGUCUCGGCAUGGGUCUCCCGCUAAGUCGGGUGUACGCCGAGUACUGGGCUGGAAGCCUGGAAUUACAUAGCUUGGAAGGAUACGGUGUAGACGCGUUCCUGCAGAUUUCGAAGCUGGGGAAUAAGAACGAACAGCUAGCUACGAGAGCAGCAAUGGACGCCGUUUAGUAAUGGGAAAGUUGGUAAAUGCAUAGCUGUAGGAUUACGGGACUACAAGUAAUUAUAUCGAUUAAAUCGA